Apiotrichum porosum is the source of this 1863-nucleotide messenger RNA. RefSeq names its product mitochondrial 5-aminolevulinate synthase (gene HEM1). Gene Ontology annotation, biological process: heme biosynthetic process. Lineage: Eukaryota; Fungi; Basidiomycota; Tremellomycetes; Trichosporonales; Trichosporonaceae. Gene Ontology annotation, cellular component: mitochondrion. The transcript has 2 exons. Gene Ontology annotation, molecular function: 5-aminolevulinate synthase activity; pyridoxal phosphate binding. The coding region runs from base 1 to 1863 and encodes 620 amino acids. The record is from RefSeq and is a predicted model, not a curated record.
AUGCAGGUCACCCAGCUCCUCCGCUUCUCGGGCGUCUGCCCCUUCCUGGGCCACUCCACGCCCACCACCCUCCGCGCACUCGCGUCCAGCAAGGCCACCACCGGCUCGGCCCUCACCGCCAAGGCCAUCCAGUGCCCCAUGAUGGGUCCCACCCUCGUCGCCAAGUCGGCCUCGCGCGGCUACGCCUCCGUCGCCGGCAACCGUGAGGUUGAGGCCAUCCACAAGCAGAAGGACAUUCCUUUUGACCCCAGCGCGACCCCUGCUGGCAACUGCCCUCACGCCAAGGCCGCUCGCGACGCCGCCCUCAAGGCCCAGCGCGAUGCCGACGCCGUCGCUGCCCCCCAGCAGUCUGCCCAGCGUGUAGUCAACGGCUUCGACUACGAGUCGUUCUACCAUUCCGAGCUCGACAAGAAGCACAAGGACAAGUCGUACCGCUACUUUAACAACAUCAACCGCAUGGCUGCCAAGUUCCCCGUUGCCCACAGAUCCAAGACUACCGACGAGGUCGAUGUAUGGUGCGCCAACGACUACCUCGGCAUGGGCCGUAACCCCGCUGUCAUCGACGCCAUGCACCGUACACUCAACCGCUACGGUGCCGGUGCCGGUGGUACCCGUAACAUUGCCGGCAACGGUGCUCUCCACCUCGCUCUGGAGGACGAGAUUGCCAGUCUCCACCGCAAGGAGGCUGCCCUCGUCUUCUCGUCGUGCUACGUCGCCAACGACGCAUGCCUGGCCACCAUUGGUGCCAAGCUCCCCGGCUGUGUCAUCUUCUCCGACGCGCUCAACCACGCCUCGAUGAUCCAGGGUGUGCGCCACUCGGGUGCCAAAAAGGUCAUUUUCAAGCACAACGACCUCGCCGACCUCGAGGCCAAGCUCCAGGCUGUCCCCAAGGACACUCCCAAGCUCAUCGCCUUCGAGUCAGUCUACUCGAUGUGCGGCUCUGUUGCCCCCAUUGAGGAGAUUUGUGACCUGGCCGAAAAGUACGGCGCCCUCACCUUCCUCGACGAGGUCCACGCCAUCGGCAUGUACGGCCCGACUGGUGCCGGUGUUGCUGAGCACAUUGACUUUGCCGCCCACUACGCUACCCGUGACUCGAGCGCCCCCGUCCCCCGCUCGGUUAUGGACCGCAUUGACAUUAUCACCGCUACCCUCGGCAAGGCCUAUGGUGUCGUUGGUGGCUACAUUGCCGGCUCGGCCAACUUUGUGGACGUUGUCCGCUCGUACGCCCCCGGCUUCAUCUUCACCACCUCGCUGCCCCCCGCGAUCGUGGCCGGUGCCCAGACUGCCAUCGCCUACCAGCGCGAGUUUAUGGGUGACCGUCGUCUCCAGCAGCUCAACACCCGCGAGGUGAAGAAGCAGCUCAAGGACCUCGGUAUCCCCGUCGUCCCCAACCCCUCGCACAUUAUCCCCGUGCUUGUCGGUGACGCCGCCCUCGCCAAGGAGGCCUCGGACCUCCUCCUCUCCAAGCACAGCAUCUACGUCCAGUCGAUCAACUACCCGACUGUCCCCGUGGGCGAGGAGCGUCUCCGCAUCACCCCCACGCCCGGCCACACUGCCGAGCAGAUCAAGCACCUCGUCGAGUCGGUCGACUCGGUGUUCAAGCAGCUCAACCUCAAGCGCGAGGCCGAGUGGGUCGCCGCCGGUGGCCGCGCCGGUGUCGGUGCCCCCGGCGCCGUCGCUCCCGAGCCCCUCUGGAACGACGCCCAGCUCGGCCUCGAGGACGGCUCGGCCCCCGUCCAGCUCGCCAACGGCAACAAGAGCUUCGUCCCCGGCGACGUUGUCAAGGUCGCCGAGGCCCGCCUCACCCACCUCCUCGAUGUCGGACCCCGUCUCAGCCAGGAGGCUACCGUUGCUUCCAACUAG